AUGGCUUCGGCAGAGACUGCGUUCGGCGACCGGCUGCGGCGACAGAGGACGGGCGGGACGGAGAUUCCGGCGCUUGUGCCCUUCCGGUUGGCACUGCUGGCGCGACUGGGGCCGGGGUCGGAGCACAUGGUGGAGGCGCGCGGGGCCGAGGUGGUGGCGUACGGCUGGCCGGAUGUGGCCGGCAGCGAGGCCAAGGUCCUGUUCUCUGCCCGCGAUACCAUCAACGCCAUCGCGGUUGACGUUGGCGAGCAGGGCGCGAUAGUGCGGGUGGCGGCUGUCGAUGAGGCCGGGCAGCUCACGGUGGCCAAGAUCGCCAAGGGCGAGCCGGCCCGGCCGGACGAGCUCGUCGUGGCGGCUGUCCACACUUGGCUCAACAGCGAGUCGUCGUGGGGCGUGGCGUUUGGCACCGGGCCGGCCGCGGGUCUCAUCGCGGUCUCGGCCAACUCGCACGACAUCGCGCUGGUCCGGCUGGAUGACGGCGACGGCUCGGGACUAACGCUGGAGGCGCGCCUCGUCGGGCACCAUCACAAUGUGCCGUGCGUGGCGUUCUCGGAGAGUGGCAGCCUCUACUCGGCAUCGAUCGAUGGGAGCUGGCGGAGGUGGGAGGAUGACGGCGAGGCGAACUGGCUCGAAGCUGCCGCUGUUGCUCUGCCGCCGUUUGACAUCGGCGGAGAACAGUGGGCAUGGGCGGUGCUCCCGCUCCCACAUGGAGCGGAGCGGGUAGGUGAGCCUCGGUCGAGGCUGGAGCUGCUGGAGCACGGCGCUUAUGUUCUCGCGGCGCAGCUUGCGCCCAUCUCCCAGGCCAUCGGGUUGGCUCCGGCGCCGCAGCGUGCGGCGCUGGAGGCCAUCAUCGAGCAUGGUCACAAGGUGCAGCGGACUGGGGUUGACCCGGUACUUCAUGCCCUUGCCAGCAGCGAUGACGGUGACGACGACGACGACCCGCCGUCGAUGAUCGCGUACGAGCGGAUGGCUCAGGCGAUGCUUCCGGACGGCAUAGCUUGGGAGGAGUACACUGCGUCGCCGGCGUUGAUGGCGCAGCGAGUGGUGCGCAGUGGCGUGGAAGAGUCGCCGCGGCAGCUUGUCGCUGUCGCCGGGCGGUUGCUCUACGUUUAUGAUGAGGCCGGCGGGAGCGCCCGGCUUCUCGACACGUGCGACGUCUUUCCGUGGGAGCCGCUGGCACCGAGCAUCUCUGCCAUGGCGCGGCUCACGUUUCUGAGGUACCUUUCCGGACUCGGCCUGCUUGUUGUGGCGUCGCAGGGGCACAUGUGCUUGUGA
Thecamonas trahens ATCC 50062 is the source of this 1275-nucleotide messenger RNA. RefSeq lists its product as uncharacterized. Bases 1 to 1275 code for a protein of 424 amino acids. The transcript has 2 exons. The record is from RefSeq and is a predicted model, not a curated record. Gene Ontology annotation, molecular function: protein binding. NCBI's taxonomy places the organism in Eukaryota, Apusomonadida, Apusomonadidae.